AUGGAGCCUACGUUCAUUGGAUACAUUGCCUCCACGUUUGAUGCACUCUUGCUUUUUGAAGCUUGCUAUCAAUCAAAACUCUCUCUUAUAAAAAGAAGACUAACAAGUCAUGAGCGAAAGACCUUGAUACAUUCGGGAAGCAUUUUCAUAUAUGACGAGGGAUGCAGCAAUGUGAAGCGAUGGACUGACGGUUUAACUUGGUCGCCAUCACGAAUUGUUGGCAAUUUUUUGCUUUACAAGGAACUGGACAAUACAAUCUCAAAAAAACGUGACAACAAAGAUAUCUACAGAAAGAGAGUAUCUUAUCCUGUAGGCUCAAAACGCACCCAAGGCCAUAUUGGAAACCACUCUUUAAAUAAUGAAACACAAUCUUCACGUCUAAAGGCUGACGGACUGGUAAAGAAAACAAUAACUAUAAGUUUGUUUGGCCGACCUCAUCAUUUAAUUUCCUAUUAUUCCGUCAAUGAUGUUGCCAUAGGAAAACUUCGUUCUCCGAGUGAGCUUCCACAGUUUCAGGACAUUAAAGUAUCAACCGAACUUCUCCAAGGCUCAAACUUUCGUAUUUCCCCAAUUGUGGAGAAAGAGAAAAAACAGUUUUAUGAGAGCAUAUCAACCUCUAUACAGGAACAACAAACAAUGUUAGACAAUGAGCAGUCUGGUUUAACAUUAAACACCAUGAAACCAGCUGACAAUAAAACUCAGGCAACCCCUUUUCAAGAAAACGACCCUGACCCAGUGAACUAUCUUUCCAUAGAUGCCCAUACCAACUGUCCAACAGAAACCCCGAACUUACUCGAUAUGAUAAUUUUCAAAAACUUAAAGCCCCCAGUUAUGGAAGAACUCGAGUCAAAUCUUGUGGACUACCCUUUAAACUUUGAGCCUACUGCCUCAUCCAUGGUUGUCAACGACGCCGAUCAACUUCUUCCCAAAACUUUCCCAAAUUACGAAGACAAUUCUUCCUUUAAUUGUCUAGAUCACGAGAAUUUUAAUCAUACAGUCUCUUUCUAUCCCACUCUGUAUGCUGGUGCAAGCUCAUCCUCGCCUCCCGACAAAGUAAAAGCGUCAAUCUCAAACGAGCUGCAGAAAUACGACUUUGGCACUGGAUUUUAUGUUUCUGAUUCAACUCCUUGCUCUAAUGAUCCUGUGUUAUUAAACGACCUUUGCAUGUAUCCGCCUCCUAAUCCGCAUCGUGACAUCGAUAUCAAUCCGCCAUUUUCUACUCUCGCUUGUAAACGUUUUAAGUACUACUGCGACAAUUAUAAGACAUCAUCCUAUCACAGGACAGGUUAUCCACGCCUAACGCGUCUAUAA
This is a messenger RNA of Schizosaccharomyces japonicus yFS275, 1311 nucleotides long. RefSeq names its product gluconate transporter inducer Gti1. The record is from RefSeq and is a predicted model, not a curated record. Lineage: Eukaryota; Fungi; Ascomycota; Schizosaccharomycetes; Schizosaccharomycetales; Schizosaccharomycetaceae. The transcript has a single exon. Bases 1 to 1311 code for a protein of 436 amino acids.